AUGAUUGCUCAGCGGGUUGGCAUCGCCGCCCUGCGCAGAGGCGCGCGGCCCAGCCUCUUCCCCUUCAUCAAGGUAGCCACCGGCGGCAUGCAAGCUCGCCCCGUGGCGACGGCCAAAAUCUCCCAAGACGACGGGCACCAGAUCCUCGUGAAGCAGCGGCUGCAGCGCCCCGUCUCGCCCAACCUGGGCAUCUACAAGAUCGAGCAGACGUGGCUGGGCCACUCGGCGUGGACGCGCAUCACGGGCUGCACGCUGUCGGCCGCCGCGUACGUCUACUUCGGGGCGUACCUGGUCGCGCCGCUGGCCGGGUGGCACCUGGAGACGGCGAGCCUCGCGUCGGCGUUUGCCGCGCUGCCGUUCGCCGUCAAGGGCGGCGUCAAGUUCUUCCUCGGGUUCCCGUUUGCGUACCACUUCAUCAACGGGCUGAGGCACCUGUGGUUCGACCUGGGUAAGGGCUUCGCCAAGCCGAGCAUCAAGAGGGGCGAGAUGGUGCUCUGGACGUCGAGUAUUCUGAGUGGACUGUAUUUGGCUUUCGGGCUGUAA
This is a messenger RNA of Metarhizium robertsii ARSEF 23, 543 nucleotides long. RefSeq lists its product as uncharacterized. Gene Ontology annotation, molecular function: succinate dehydrogenase activity; electron transfer activity. The transcript is spliced from 3 exons. NCBI's taxonomy places the organism in Eukaryota, Fungi, Ascomycota, Sordariomycetes, Hypocreales, Clavicipitaceae. Gene Ontology annotation, cellular component: membrane. The record is from RefSeq and is a predicted model, not a curated record. Gene Ontology annotation, biological process: tricarboxylic acid cycle; mitochondrial electron transport, succinate to ubiquinone. Bases 1 to 543 code for a protein of 180 amino acids.